This is a messenger RNA of Lethenteron reissneri (Far Eastern brook lamprey), 3764 nucleotides long. RefSeq names its product zinc finger protein OZF-like. Gene Ontology annotation, cellular component: nucleus; PcG protein complex; transcription regulator complex. Gene Ontology annotation, molecular function: RNA polymerase II cis-regulatory region sequence-specific DNA binding; DNA-binding transcription activator activity, RNA polymerase II-specific. The record is from RefSeq and is a predicted model, not a curated record. Gene Ontology annotation, biological process: regulation of transcription by RNA polymerase II. NCBI's taxonomy places the organism in Eukaryota, Metazoa, Chordata, Hyperoartia, Petromyzontiformes, Petromyzontidae.
UGUGGUGGUUGUGGUGGUGGUGGUUGUUGUUGUUGUUUACCGAGGUAGAGCCUCGCUCUCUCUCGUAGGGAUGUCAUUUGGGUAUCAGCGAGCAUGGAAGCGAUGUCCAGGCCAAGCCCGCUUGAGCUGCUAUACCUCUCUUGUCUUCAGAAGCGACCUUCCCACAACAACAAGCUGUCGCUGCCUCUGCAGAAUUGGUCUGAUGGAGCAAAGGCACUCGGCGCAGCUCGGUGCGACAAGGCAACAAUGCGACCAGUGUGCAUACAGCACGGAUAGUCCUGGACAUUUGAAACAGCACCAGAGAACUCACAUGGGAGAGAAACCCUUCAAGUGCAGUGUGUGUGGGAAGGCGUUUGCACUUUCAUCUACUCUUGUAGAACACCAGAGAACCCACACGGGAGAUAAACCCUUCAAGUGCAGAGUGUGUGAGAAGGCGUUUGCACAGUCAUCUACUCUUGUAGCACACCAGAGAACACACACGGGAGAGAAACCCUUCAAGUGCAGUGUGUGUGGGAUGGCGUUUGCACAGUCAUGUGCUCUUGUAAUACACCAGAGAACACACACAGGAGAGAAACCUUUUAAGUGUAGUGUGUGUGGGAAGGCGUUUGCACAGUCAUCUGCUCUUGUAAUACACCAGAGAACACACACGGGAGAGAAACCCUUCAAGUGCAGUGUGUGUGGGAAGGCGUUUGCACAUUCAUCUACUCUUGUAGAACACCAGAGAACACACACGGGAGAGAAACCCUUCAAGUGCAGUGUGUGUGGGAAGGCGUUUGCACUUUCAUCUACUCUUGUAAUACACCAGAGAACACACACAGGAGAGAAAGCCUUCAAGUGCAGUGUGUGUGGGAAGGCGUUUGCACAGUCAUCUCCUCUUGUAAAACACCAGAGAACACACACGGGGGAGAAACCCUUCAAGUGCAGUGUGUGUGGGAAGGCGUUUGCACAGUCAUCUCCUCUUGUAGCACACCAGAGAACACACACGGGAGAGAAACCCUUCAAGUGCAGUGUGUGUGGGAAGGCGUUUGCACAUUCAUCUACUCUUGUAACACACCAGAGAACACACACGGGAGAGAAACCCUUCAAGUGCAGUGUGUGUGAGGAGGCGUUUGCACAGUUAUAUGCUCUUGUAAUACACCAGAGAACCCACACAGGAGAGAAACCCUUCAAGUGCAGUGUGUGUGGGAAGGCGUUUGCACAGUCAUCUGCUCUUGUAGAACACCAGAGAACACACACGGGAGAGAAACCCUUCAAGUGCAGUGUGUGUGGGAAGGCCUUUGCAAAGUCAUCUACUCUUGUAGAACACCAGAGAACACACACGGGAGAGAAACCCUUCAAGUGCAGUAUGUGUGGGAAGUCGUUUGCACAGUCAUCUACUCUUGUAACACACCAGAGAACACACACGUGCGGGAAGGCGCAACAAUGCGACCAGUGUUCAUACAGCACGGAUCGUCCUGGACAUUUGACACAGCACCAGAGAACUCACACAGGAGAGAAACCCUUCAAGUGCAGUGUGUGUGGGAAGGCGUUUGCAAAGUCAUCUCUUGUAGAACACCAGAGAACACACACGGGAGAAAAACCCUUCAAGUGCAGAAUGUGUGGGAAGGCAUUUGCACAGUCAUCUACUCUUGUAGCACACCAGAGAACACACACGGGAGAGAAACCCUUCAGGUGCAGUGUGUGUGGGAAGGCGUUUUCACAGUCCUCUAGUCUUGUAACACACCAGAUAACACACACGGGAGAGAAACCCUUCAAGUGCAGUGUGUGUGGGAAGGCGUUUGCACGGUCACAGGCUCUUGUAAAACACCAGAGAACACACACGGCAGAGAAACCCUUCAGGUGCACUCCGUGCGGGAAGGCGUUUGCACUUUUAUCAAAUCUUCAUGUACACCAGAGAACAAACAGGCAUCAGAAGAUCCACAAGGAGUGGAGUCUGAAAUCAGCUUGUGAAAGUCAAAGUGCUGCAAUGAGCCCAUCCCUCAUUAAACAAGAACCGGAAGAAAAUCCCAGCUUGGACACUUUUAAAGGUAUCGAGGUGAAAUAUGAAGUGGUGGAGGUGAAAUAUGAAGAGGUGAUGGUGAAGAGCGAAGAAGUGAAGGUCAAGUGUGAAGAUGAAGAUUCAAUUCUAAAAUCGGACCUUCACAUCGAUGGAGGCAACGUGAUGCAGGAGGAUAAUUCUGACUGAGUCAGAGCGUGGCAACUCCCAGCAGUUUGUGGAAGUGGAGGUGUGGGUGGACUUCCUCCGAGACAAUACGAAGUCAAAUGGAGACCCGGUAGAUGUGUAAGCUUGAGACGAUGUCGUUCCAAUAGAUGCACUUUUGUCACAGGCCUUUAAUGACAAGAAUGUGAAGUUGAACACUCAAUUCCUAGUUGCAACCUGCAGGGUAAGAGCGGCCAGUCUUUGUGGACCUGUGGGUUGCGUAGAUCUCUAACCGGGAAUGAGAGCCAAUAAGUUCCCAAGCAUUCACUAUGUUAUAAUUGCAUUUAUAUGGUGCUUGCUUAAUCGCCUCUGGCAAUUCGGGUAUUUGUAUCGUAUCUUGUCUCAAACACUCGAGCAUCCCCAAGUAGCAGCUGCCCCUGUGUUGCACAAGGUGGUGGCCCUGCACCUGUGACCCAAAAAAGAUCUCCAAAAUCCUGAACAAACAAGAUACAGGUCCGAUUCAACACAGUACAUAACAUCCGUGAUCUGGUCCCGUCUGUAAACGAUGUGGUUCCAGACAUACAAUACCCGGGCGUCUACAAACCAAGUUGCCUCUGUGGUAGCAGUUACAUUGGAGAAACCAAACAACAUGUCUCGGACCGAAUCUGUGAACAUAAAGCAGACCUGAAAUACGGUAGGACGAACACCUCAGCCUUGGCAGAUCACUUAUAAUUCAGUGGGUUCAUAUGACAUUCACUUCUCCAAGACGGAGGUUCUCUGCAAGCCACCCGGCUACUAUGAGAGAUUCGUUCACGAGGCAAUCCACUUUCAAACAGAGACAAUUGCAACCGAGAAGAUGGAUUCUGGCUCGGCAAUCAUUGGAAGGACGUGAUAAACAAUUUCGGGUCUUGAUUGAUUUUAUUUUACGGUGACUUUUAGACUGCAGUCCAUUCGCUGGCAUUGCCUCUUAGUACCUUUUACGCGACGGUCAAUGGUAUGGUUUAUAGCAGAUUGUAUAAUAAUAAAUAGUAUAACAGUGUAAUGUUUAAUAUAAUUCAUGAGGUAAUAUAUAGUAUCGUAAUUGCAUAGUGAAUAUACAGCAGUAUGGUAUACAGUAGGGUUGGUAGAAUAAUACAUAGUGUAAUAUUACAAGUUUAAUAUUAUAGUCUAUGCCAGGCGAGGUAGUUAACAUCUCGGCACCACGGCGCCCCCCUAUCCUGGUUAUCCCAGGAUCAUGCACGUGUUGAUAUAGCUGUUGUCCUGGGAAAUAUUUAAUUCUCCCUGGGACAUGAAAUGUUCUGUAAUGUGGUGGUUGUGUAAUGAUACACCACUCAACAUUACAUUUACGUGUAGUUCGCCCAUUUUUCCAGCAUUAUGAGAGGAUGUCUACCAAGGAUCGACGGAAUCGGCUGGGAUGCUCGUGCUAGCUUCACUAUUGCAUUGUUGAGUAGUGGGAGAUAUGACUGCAGCUUGGGGAGGAUUUCAUCCAGCUGUUGAUUGAUAAUGGCUGAUUAUGGUAAUUUACUAUGGUUGGUUUAUUUAUCCUGAAGUUUUAUGUAACGUUUUGAUAAAUUUGGCUCGUUUUUUAAUAGCAUAAAUUCCUCAUUAAAAACGUACCAAGAGA